AUGGCAUGUACGAUGUCAAAGACGGACGCCAUGGCGUCUUGCCGGCGACAUCCCUGCCAGGUUCAUCGUUGCUGCAGGACGGUGACCAGGAGAAUGCCCCUGGUGCAGGCGUCGCAUCACGUACGGAGUUCCUGCACCUGGAUGUGCCUUACGGCAGUUUGGACAGUCGCUAGAAGGCAUCGUCGGUUUCCUAGCAAUACGCCAGUGAGUCCGAUUCCUCGGUGCCGCAGUCUUGCAGCUGCGAGAAUCAAUGUCGACGUGGUAUCGGAAAACCCACUGAUUUGGGUAGUCGAUGGCUUGUGUGACGGAGCAAAGACUCGUCAGCUCCAGCGUUUGUUGGAAGAACAAGACAUGGACCUGCUGAGGAAGACGGCGGCACCUACUCUCUGGCACCAGCACGCGCUGGAGCCAGAGUUCAACCUGACGGUUGCGGACAGCCGUUCAGAGACAGACGCGCUCCAUAGCAGUGCUGCCAGCACUGCGGACACAGAUGCAGGAGAAGGUCGCGCCGCAGUCGUCCCAGUCCCAGUCCCCGUAGUCGGGCUCGGAGAGCGUGCCAUCAAUCCUGCAGAGCUGCCAACGCGUGGCUCUGCGGGCCAUUACCAUGGUAACUGCAAGCCCUGCGCCUUCGUGUACAAGGGUGGUUGCGACAGCGGCUACGAUUGUCAGUUUUGCCAUCUUUGCCUCCCAGGUGAGAAGAUCCGGCGUAAGAAGGACGCCUACGUGGACGAUAUGUUUGACCAACGGAGGGCCGCAAGGGAGGACGCCCAGCUCUUGGUUUACAUGAUGUAUGCUGGUGCGCUCCAGUUUGUCCCGCGCCAGUAUCGCUCGGAUCCGCUGCGUUCCUUCCUGUGGCUGGCCGUGCAGAGGAAGGAGCUCCUCCCGGAGGGUGCCUGGGACAUCGCUCUUGCUUCUGUCGCUCGUCAAGCUUGGUGCACGCAGUGGAACCCGGAGGACCUGCGGCGGAGUGGCUUCGCGAAGUCCGCGGCACGGUGGCGGGUUCCGGAGGCCAUGCUCGCCGAGUUGUCGCCGCUUGUCGUGGAUGUGCUCGGUGCUCCAGUGGAGGGACUUCCCUUUGCGGAGUCACGACCUUUCCAUGCCAGUGACAAGUUGCCGAAGUGGAUUCUGCGGGACACCACAGUUGUGCGCUACCAGCAAGAUGAGUCACAAGUACCUCACAUUGACACUAGCGAUGUGACGAUGCUGAUUUAUCUGAGCAGUUCCGGUGGAAACACCUGCUUCCCAAAUCUACAACGCAGCAUCACGCCACGCGCAGGCCGUGUUCUGGUUUUCUGCAGCACCACACCUGGUGCUUCGCGAUUCGGCGGCUUUGCUGGCUCAGCCUACGGCGUGCCUAACGAUGACACGAUGCACUUCGGUGGCCUCUCUCCUGCUUCGAAAGGGGAGAAACUCAUUGUGCAGCUUCUGUUCGCUGCACUGGACUCAUCUUUGAAUAUCGGCUCCUGGGACGAGGCCUUGUGCGGCCCUGCUUUGAGGCAGGCCAGCUACAGCCCAGGGGUGGAGGCGCAGGCCCUGCCUGCCGUGCCCUCUGCGUCUCGACUGCCGCGCCUGGCGACCUCCCCGCAGCGCUGUGCCACCGGCUGCAAGGGCCUGGCUUUGGAUUUGGAAGCAGCGCCCGGUGAAGCCAAAGUUUGCAUUCACUGCUGGCAGCCACUUGGCUUGCCAUGCAUUUUGCGAGCCAUGAGCCGACUUGCGUCGACUAGAAGCGCUGAGAGGAAGCUGAUGUGGCGAAAAGAGCUGCGAGGGACAGUGCAGCACUGGUCACAAAGAGUAGACGAGGGGAGCUGCGGCAACACUUCGUGGGAGCUGGAACGUGAUGCGUACUUGCGGGACCGAGAGUGGUGUGCCAGAAAGCCCGGGAUCACAGCAACGAGGGCAGCUCCCUGUCUUUGCCAUGGCUGCAGUAGCCAUGGCGAGAUGCCGCUGCCCGCCUUUGCAGAGAAACCGGCGCAGGAGGCCGAGGGGCACGUUCUCAACGCCGUGCUCCCAGCUCCUUCCGUCGUCGCUGCCGGUUCGUUUCGCGAGCGUCCGGAGUGCAUGGACUUCGGACAGGCCCAGCUCGAGCAGCUGGAGGUCGAGGCCUUAUACCGCUCGCACCGCUUUCCAGACUCCACGGAGGAGCUCCUGCCUUUGCCACUGCCGUCGGUCAGUGGCUUAAACUGCCCGCUCUGUCAUAAGACUUUCGAGGACCCCGUCAUGACGGUCGAUGGUCAUACAUUCUGCCGCCGAUGCAUUCAGGACUUUUUUAUGCAGCAUGCUUCAAAGUCUGGGGCGGCUCCUCUGCCAAACUCGCCAGUGAGUGGCCAGCCGUUACUUUCCAAGCUGCUGAUGCCCAAUCUUGCUGUUGGCAAAGUGCUGACGUCCAUCCGCGAGAAUGUGAGGCCGGCCUGGAUACAGGUGGAGCAGGAACGGGAAGCUUUGCGCUUCGAACUGCAGCAGCGAAGCGCGGAGCUGCUACAGGUGAAGACGAGCACAGAGGGUCAAUCGAAGGAACUAAACGAUGCGGAGCUGAAGGCUGCCACCUUGACAGCCAAACUGCAGAUGACGGAGGAGGAAGCACGCGCUGCACGAGGACUCUUGUGUCGGAGCACUGGGUGCUGUUCAUUACAAUUCAUUUCACAACCAUUAGACUAG
Symbiodinium sp. CCMP2456 is the source of this 2655-nucleotide messenger RNA. Lineage: Eukaryota; Dinophyceae; Suessiales; Symbiodiniaceae. The record is from the annotation of a GenBank genome assembly.